Messenger RNA from Lacerta agilis (Sand lizard), 3081 nucleotides. RefSeq names its product myelin regulatory factor like (gene MYRFL). The record is from RefSeq and is a predicted model, not a curated record. Gene Ontology annotation, cellular component: nucleus; endoplasmic reticulum membrane. The coding region runs from base 289 to 2910 and encodes 873 amino acids. NCBI's taxonomy places the organism in Eukaryota, Metazoa, Chordata, Lepidosauria, Squamata, Lacertidae. Gene Ontology annotation, biological process: protein autoprocessing; positive regulation of DNA-templated transcription. The transcript is spliced from 25 exons. Gene Ontology annotation, molecular function: sequence-specific DNA binding; DNA-binding transcription factor activity.
GAUCAGCUUUACGUAAGGGGAAAAUACUGUACACAUAUUGGUCCUAAAGUAGUGGCAGGAUCUUUAUUUGGUGCUGAAACCCUCAAAUCUGACCAGGAGCUCAUUUGCAAAAGUCCUGGAUUCUCACCGGCACACGUAGCCUGUGUGUUUUGACAAGAAUGAAGGAGAUCUUUUUUGAACUUAUUGGCAGCCCUCUGAAAAGGUGCAAGCUCUCCGUAACCAGCUGAGCAAGUCUGAACUCUUGCAAAGUGGUUUGGGGUGCAAACUGCCUCCUCCUCCUACUUGCCCAUGGAUGUUGUGGGUGAAAAUGAGGCUCUUCAACAGUUCUUCGAAGGGCAAGACGUGCAGAGAGCAUUGGAGAAUGCAUUGGUGGAUACACGUCUGCUGGAAGAAUUCAUAGACAGUGAUUUUGAAUCGUUUGGAAGCCUGCAAAACAAGCUACCAGACUCCCCGCCAGAUUCAGGAUCCGAGCCCUGCUCUCCACCACAGACCAAAGGGCCCACCAAUAAGUUUCCUUGCAGCUUUUUUGAGACUUCUUGUAAGACAAAUGCCAUCGGACAAGUAUGCGGUGCGCAGCAAGACUUCAGUGUGAAGACAGGCAAUGCUCCAACUCCCUGGAACAACUCCAUGCCAUCAAAUAAUCAUGCUUUAAAUGGCUCCCCGUUAAGACCCUCUCACAACCCCAGUCUUUCCUUGGUAUCGAAAAAGAGAAAGCACUCUGAGAUGUUGGAGGACCCUCUAGAAUUUCAAACAUGGUCUGGCAAUGUUGGACAAAUGACUGUAAAGGAUUCUUCUCCUGACAUGCAGGAGUAUGACAGCGGUGGGCAGAACGGAGCGUCUGUUGAAAAAUCCUAUCCGUCCCUCGCCUGGCAACCAUAUCGGAUAUCUCCCUGGAGCAGCCUGUUCAACCAUAAUUAUGAAAAGCUCCCAGAUGUGGGAUAUUACAUUGUUACAAACAAAGGAUUUAAUUUUUCAACAGCAGAUAGCGCUUUUGUUUGUCAGAAGAAAAACCAUUUCCAGAUAACAGUCUACAUUCGAGUGGUUGGACACCCAAAAUUCGUCAAAACCCAUUUGGGGCUGAAGCCGGUAGAAAUGUUUUACUUGAAAACUUUUGGUAUUAAGAUGGAAGCUCCCAAUCAAGUAAUCAUCAUUGAGCAAUCACAACCUGAUCGAAGCAAAAAACCUUUCUACCCUGUUCAAGUUGAUCUGCCAGGAGACCAGGUGACCAAAGUAACCCUGGCACGACUGCACUUUAGUGAAACAACAGCCAAUAAUAUGAGGAAGAAAGGAAAACCUAACCCCGACCAAAGGUACUUCAUGUUAGUUGCUGGGUUGUACGCCGUCAGUCAAGACCAACCUUAUUUGGUGGCUGCUCAUGUUUCGGAAAGGAUCAUUGUCAGGGCCUCUAACCCUGGACAGUUUGAGAAUGACAGCGAUACGCUCUGGCAGCGAGGACAUGUUCCUGAAACCGCCGUUUGCCACGGUCGAGUGGGAAUUAACACAGACACACCAGAUGAAGCCCUGGUUGUCUGUGGAAACAUGAAAGUUAUGGGAGCAGUCAUGCAUCCAUCUGACAGGCGAGCCAAACAGAAUAUCCAGGAGGUUGAUACGCGUGAGCAGCUGAGAAGAAUAGCACAGAUGCGGCUGGUUGAAUACGACUACAAGCCCGAGUUUGCAUCUGUUAUGGGGAUUAACCAGACCCACGAAACAGGAGUAAUUGCCCAGGAAGUUCAGGAACUUCUGCCAAGAGCCGUGAGAGACACUGGAGACUUAACAUGUGAAAAUGGAGAAAAAGUGGAUCAUUUCCUCAUGGUCGAUAAGGAUCAAAUUUUCAUGGAGAAUGUGGGUGCAGUGAAGCAGCUUUGCAAAUUAACAAACAAUCUUGAAGUCCGGAUAGAAGAGUUGGAAGUGUGGAAUAAAAAACUAGCCAGACUGAAACAGAUAAACAGCUUGAAGUCAACGACAUCCAGUGAAAAGAACGCAAGAAGGAUUUUUAGCCAAGCUGCUUCUCGUUUACCAUCAAGAAAAUCAGCUCCCAUAAAGAUGUGUUCUCCAAAGAAAAAUCAGUCAUGGUCCAGCUCCAGGAUCUUCCAGAUAACUGUGAUUGCUUUGGUUGCAGUUAUGGCAGUCUGUGUUCUGUCGAUAGCCACCAUUUAUGUCCUUAGCAUACCCGACCCAGUCAUUGCCAGUUCUACAAACAGCAAUUCAACAAGUCUGAUAACACUCCCUCCACCCACCACUUUGACAGUGACCAGAUACAGCACAAUGUCUUCAAGCCCAAAACCUACUGGCGUCAUUCCUGAAGUGAAUUUUUGUGGCAUUUUACCUUGUCAGGAAACUUACUGCUGUCCAAGUCAUCAAACAGUAAGAAAAGACCUAAAUUAUCAGAAGGUGAAGGCAAAGGAACAUAGAACGAAAAGGAAAGCACUGUCAGGAAAAAACUGGUUUGAGAAGCCUGACCUUGGAAAUGACUGGACUGACACAUCAAUCAUCUCUAUGCAGAUCUUAGAGACACAACAAAAAAUAGAUCACCGCUAUUGUCGCAAAAACCUGCAGUGUGGGUCUGGAAAUUAUAGUUACAUUGUUCCCAUUAACAAACACACACCUGUCAUGGUGAAAAUCUCUCUGGAAAUCAAUACAACGGAACCACUCAUUAUCUUUCAAUGCAAAAUCACCUUUGGAAAGUCUUGCUUUCGUCUUCCACAACAAACCCGUCAGAAGAGGGAACCCUAUCCAGAAACUACACAGGGAUUCCAUCAUAUUUGGUAUCUUCCUGUAAGCUCGUUCCAUGACAGUGCUUACCAUUUUCGUGUUGCUGCUCCAGAUCUUGCAGACUGUUCAACGGAUCCUAACUACGCUGGGAUAUUUUUCACUGAUUACUUCUUCUAUUUCUAUCGGAACUGCAUCUGAAAGGAUGGCUUUAAGGCUCCCUGAAAAAAAUGGGGGUGGGGAAAUCUUUAGCGCUGCUGAGAGCUUGUUUGCCACAUUAAUUCUUCCUGGCAAACACUUAAUGAACUUUAUGUUUUAUGCCCUUGUUUUGGGAAUAUCAAAUGGGAGUAAAUAAAACUGAAGCAUUUUGUU